Molecule: messenger RNA, 877 nt
Organism: Setaria italica (foxtail millet)
Lineage: Eukaryota; Viridiplantae; Streptophyta; Magnoliopsida; Poales; Poaceae
Product: thioredoxin M-type, chloroplastic
Exons: 2
Coding region: 105-623 (172 amino acids)
Cellular component (GO): cytoplasm
Molecular function (GO): protein-disulfide reductase activity; oxidoreductase activity, acting on a sulfur group of donors, disulfide as acceptor
Source: RefSeq, a predicted model, not a curated record
GGCAGACGAUUCGGGCAAAACAAAUCCUAUCCUCCUCCGUUCCACCUAGUCACUCACCACUGCCCAUUCUAUCCGUGUGUGCUGCUGCGCGAGGUGAGACAACAAUGGCCCUGGAGACGUGCUUCAGAGCGUGGGCGCUGCACGCGGCCCCUGCCGGCGGCAAGGACAGGCUCCUCGCCGGUGGCAGCAGCACUAGCUUCGCGCCGUCCAAGCGAGCCGCCGCCGCCGCGCCGCUGUCGGUCGGCCGCGUCGCCACGCCGCGGCCGCGGCACGUCUGCCAGUCCAAGAACGCCGUGGACGAAGUGCUGGUGGCGGACGACGCGAACUGGGAUGGGAUGGUGAUUGCGUGCGAGACGCCGGUGCUGGUGGAGUUCUGGGCGCCGUGGUGCGGGCCGUGCCGGAUGAUCGCGCCGGUGAUCGACGAGCUGGCCAAGGACUACGCCGGCAAGAUCAAGUGCUGCAAGGUGAACACCGACGACAACCCCAAGGUGGCCUCCACCUACGGCAUCCGCAGCAUCCCCACCGUCCUCAUCUUCAAGGGCGGCGACAAGAAGGAGAGCGUCAUCGGCGCCGUCCCGAAGACCACGCUCACGACCCUCAUCGACAAGUACAUCGGCAGCUAGCUCCAUCACAACGAGCAUGCCGUCAACUGGGAUUCAUGACCAUCGACUUAAAUACAUACGUGCCCGUGCUCCCGCACAUACGCCAUCAUGUAUCUCUUGUUGCAUACGGAUGAUGCGAUGCGUUAAUUCAGGCAGCAGUCUGCUACUGCUCUCGGUUAUACUAUGUCCAAUCCAAGUCCAUCAAUUAGUUUCAGUGCAUGAUUUUCACUAUACAUCAAUUAAUUCAUGUGUGUAUAUUACUAUUAUUACUACCA